Molecule: messenger RNA, 882 nt
Organism: Amorphotheca resinae ATCC 22711
Lineage: Eukaryota; Fungi; Ascomycota; Leotiomycetes; Helotiales; Amorphothecaceae
Exons: 2
Coding region: 1-882 (293 amino acids)
Cellular component (GO): endoplasmic reticulum; plasma membrane
Source: RefSeq, a predicted model, not a curated record
AUGGCUACUCUCCUCCCCCGAACCAAUGAUGCGCUCAAGAUCAACCCACCCACCGGUGAUGACUUUGCCCUCUCAGUCCAUGGCUCUGACUGGCUGUGGGCCGUGACGGCUAUCUACACCCUCUCCCUCCUCAUCGUCAUUGGUCUUGCCUACUUUGCCAAGAGCGGAGAGAAGAUCUUCCACUACCUCUUCACCAUCUCUCUCUUCGUAGGCGCUGUAUCCUACUUCACCAUGGCCUCUGACCUCGGAUCGACUCCAGUUGAGACAUCUAGCAAUCGCCGUGGGACUCGGGAGAUCUUUUAUGCUAGAUACAUCAACUGGUUCGUGGGAUGGACUCCCCUUUUAACUGCCAUUGGAUUGAUCUCCGGUGUGAGCUGGUCUACGAUUGUCUACAACGUUGCCCUCUCCUGGGCAUGGGUGGCUACAUGGCUGUCUGGCGCUCUGGUGGCGACACAUUACAAGUGGGGUUUCUUCGCCUUUGGCCUGUUGGCAUACUUCCUCCUGUCGGCCAGCCUGCUACAUACUGGAAGCAUCACCGCCUCGCGCACCGGGAUCAACAACCACUACUUCUUCAUUGCCGGCUGGCUCGUCUUCAUCUGGCUGCUCUACCCCAUCGCGUACGGUGUGGAUGACGGAGGAAACAAGAUCAAGGUCACCGCGGGCUUCAUCUUCUUCGGUAUCUUGGAUCUUCUGACUGUUCCUGUCCUCUCGUUCGUCAUCUUGAUCCUGGCCUCCCGGUGGGACUAUGGCGCUCUGAACCUCUACUUCACCCAGUACGGCCGUGUCUCUCAAGGUGGGACAUUCCCAGAGCGUGAGAAGGUCGCGCCAGCAGAACCAGCAGCAGCACCAGCAGCUGCUGUGGUUGAACCUGCGACCGUCUAG